AUUAUUUACUUUGAAAUUUCUAUAAAAGUAUGUAAUAAUAAUUUAAUAAUAUGUUCAUGUAAUUUUAUGAUAAUUUUUAACCUGUUUUAAAGAUGGCAAAGACGCUUUCCUGGGACGAUGUUAAGUGGAGAUCUUCUAUACGAGUUUUCGCCUCAAUUUUAAAAUAUCACAUUUUCUUAACCUUUUCUAUAACAAUUUUUAACCUCAUACUGUUUAACAUCUUCAGAUUCCUCAUUUCCUCCAACAGAUCACCUUUACUUAAUAUAUGGAAUUCAUUCUUUAAUCUGAUUCCAUCGUUCUUUUUUUUACUUCUCUUUCUCUCUUUCAGACAUAUCUCAUUCAAAGGAAGUUUCGUUCGUUCACUUUAUUUGGACUUUUGUUCAUUUAUUUCAAACUUUUUAAUGGUUUUCGCAGUGAUUUUAACUGCAAACACAUUGAUUAAAAUCAAAAUCACCGAACCAAGACUUUUCUUCGUACUCUUAGGAUGUUUUUUGAAUUAUUUGAAAGUUCGUAAACAAAAUACUGAUGUGUGUAAAGUCUUGGAUAAACAGAACUUAACGACUGUGUACCUGCGUUCAUAUUUCUUCCAGAGCUUUUUUAACUCACUUUUAUCGUAUUUUGUCACUUUGGUAUUCUUUUCCUCUUUAAAGUUCUUGUACUUCUUGACGUCAUUUUUAAGCACAAAUUUCCCCAAUGUCGAGGCCUACAAAUACAGAAACUUCCUCACAUACUUCUGCUACGAUGUUAACGCACUGUUAUCCAAACUCCCUUAUACCACCAAUUACUAUCACUUCUCAUUCAAUUUUUUUGAGGGUUUGGAGUUGUUUUUGUCGCAAGUCUGGAUUCUCUCACUGUCAGACUACUAUUUGGACAAAAUGAGCCUUGAAUCAACACAUAUGGAUUAUUAUAUCAUGAAUUACAUUGAUGAAAUGCCCAUACACAACGUUUCCAACAUUAACGAUGAAAUGUUAUAUGCUAGAGCUGCGUAUAAUUAUACCAAAGGAGUAUCAUAUACACUUAAUAAUUUAAAUAUGAAAUAUGUAUCGAAUCCAGCCUCCAUCAAAUUCCAGAAUGGCUGGGCAUUUGAUGGUUGCAGGCCAGGUUAUCACCCGUUUGAACGGUUGCCCAAUUCAAGAUUCUUUCAAAAAUCAAUGUCAAAUAAUACUUACACACUAGAGGCUAAGAAGGAUAGAUACCAACUUGACCCAGUAGUAUACAAAAUGCUACUGGAUAAGACGAAGAAUUUCUGGUCAAAUUAUGUCCAAUCAUGUCUAGAAACAAUGGAUGAAAGCAGUCAGAACUUGCAUCACUUGAUAGAUUACCCAUUUUCCAGAGAGCAGAAAAUCAAUAUUCUGGAAAACAACAUGCACCAGUUUAACCUACACCAAAAUCAAAUGGGAUUUUACACUUCAUUUCAAUCAUUCCUACUAUAUCUCGCCUCAUACUUCAAGUUCUUUCAUCCCUCAAAAUCACUCUCAAACAAUUUGGUGAACAUGUUGUUGCUGUGUAUAAUAUAUUUAAGAGGAAUAACAUCGUGGUUGUGUAUCGCAAAUAUGAUAGGGCACAAUCAAGAUAGUGUGAAGAUUGUAGCAAAGGACGUGAUAGUACAAUCUUUGAGGAUCCAUAAGGCACUUUCCAACUUAAACCUUACCACAAUACCCUCAUACAUUAAAAGCUACAUCGAAACACUCAAUAACGAUAUUAAUAGCACGUUGAAGCGACUUGCAGUUUAUACUGAAACGCUCAUUUACUCAAAGUUUGACACAAGUUUUGAUACUUAUCGACUCAUGGAACAUCUCUACAAUAAUCGCAGAUUAUCCACAUAA
Molecule: messenger RNA, 1826 nt
Organism: Theileria parva strain Muguga
Lineage: Eukaryota; Apicomplexa; Aconoidasida; Piroplasmida; Theileriidae
Product: putative integral membrane protein
Exons: 11
Coding region: 93-1826 (577 amino acids)
Source: RefSeq, a predicted model, not a curated record